CUUCUUUUUCUUCUUCAGCUCCGAAAUUGAACUUUCUUCUGCUGACAUUCGAAGAAGAACUAAUUGGGUUCUUCACCUCAGCCACAUUUGGAGCUUUGGAAGCACCAGAGCCCAGAAACGAACACAAGCAGCGUUUUCUUCUUUUCGGCUCCAACACAAUCAACGAUUCCAAGGAAAAGGAUAUCCAUGCAUUAUUUCUGGUUGUUACACUUGCAGCACCUAGGCUCCAAUCCCGCCCAGCUUAAGAAAAAUUUGUAUUCAACUACGACCAUAAAAUCUCGGUUUAUGUUUCUAAAGUUGUAUGGUCGAAGAAGACUGAUGCUACAGGAGUUAUGGUCAUACAGAUUGCAUUUCACUUUCAGGUACUGGGAAGUGGUUUCGAGGUAAUAUCCAUUGGGAAGAAAAAACUAGUUCGAUCUGUCCCAACCGAGUUGAACAAAGACCAUAAUGAGAUUAUAGAGCUUGCCCAGGGACAAGGCUACGUGACUGUCGAUGAGGCGGAGAGACGGCUGUCAUGGACCUCAGGCCGUGCCAUUGAUGCCCUCGAAACUUUAUUAGAUGAAGGUUUUGCGAUGAUUGACGAUGGACAUAGAGAUGGGAAGCGUCGGUACUGGUUCCCUUGUGUAUCUUCCAUCUCAUCAACUGUCUUUACUGAUGCUUAAAGCAGCAACCCUUGAUGCUGUUCGAAGAGCACAUUGAUGUGAUCUUCGUGAAGCAUCAUCUUUGACUACUAUGCUACACCCUGUAUCUUCUGACAAUCCUGUUUAUUUUUGUACCUUGAAUUUCUGUUGUUUUUGGUUUGGCCGAGUUGCGGUAGUCGUUACACCGCAUUGCGAUGUCUUUCCUGGAUCAUAUGACAGUCCAAGUACCAAAUGUAUGAAUUGGUGGAAACUUCUCUUAAAAGUGGCAAUCUAUGGCACUUGAAAGUGAUGACUCUUUCCGUCAAGUAUUAUACGAUUUCUCGGUCGAACACCACCCGGGAGUCUUAACACGGAUUAGUUCGUGUUCUUAACAAAAGCGGAACCAAACAUUUGUGGACCUCCGAAUCAUUAACGAAUGAGUAGCUAGGCCAUUUACAUUUUUCCUUCUCUCCUUCCUCAUGGGGUGAUAAGUUUCAUCAACUGUAAUAGCUGUUAAAGAACUACCACUGCCGAAUGCCCUCCGAGCGGCUCUGACGAUUUCUCCAAAAUUACUAUUCAUGCCAUUGCUUCUGAUUCGGCAUAUUUCG
This is a messenger RNA of Punica granatum (pomegranate), 1228 nucleotides long. NCBI's taxonomy places the organism in Eukaryota, Viridiplantae, Streptophyta, Magnoliopsida, Myrtales, Lythraceae. The record is from RefSeq and is a predicted model, not a curated record.